AAAACGAAAGUGCAAAAACUUAAAAACCAAGAGUCCUUAAGGGGUUUAUGGCGCCUGCACAGGCUGUAGAGCACCCAGCCCUAACCUCAGUGCACAGCCUGCCUCCUACAGUCCUGACAGAUCCGUCUCCUGAAUGUACUGCUCCUUGAGACAGAUUCAUAGUGGGUCCUACACCCCUGCAGGACGCCAUUGUCAACCAGAAACCUGUGUCAAAUACACCAAGUCACAUGAGUAUUUGUUGUUCUCCAGUGACUCCGGCGAUGUGAGGUGUCCGGUCAGUCACACAGCAAGAGUCUUCUGCUUCCACACGAGUUACUCAGAGCCCGCCAACUGCCUGCAGACUCUACCACUUAUCACAAGUAUAGGGAGCGCGAUGUAUUAAGACAACUCUUAUCGAAAAAGUGCAAGAAACUGUCACUUUUUAAUUUUUAACUUGUUUUUUUUUUUUUUUAUAAAUACUCAAAGUUGGUAUGACCCCGCAUCUGACACACUGGUAGCUGAGUGAAUUUCCCGCGCCCUGAGCCGGGGAGAAGCGGAGCUUUGGAAGUGCCCGAGUGAGGGACGGGCCGGUGUGUGAUCGCUGCUUCCCAGGACCCGCUAUAGGACCGUAACGAUGCCGGCCUUACUGGUUUAUAAGAUUACUACGUUUUCCCCCUGAGCUGCUCCAUAUCAGGUGAAGAGCACCUAUUCUUUCCUUUGAACUGGCAAGAAAUUUAUGGACUUGUACAUGAUGAAUUGUGAAUUACUAGCCACGUGUAGUGCCUUGGGGUACUUAGAGGGUGAUGCCUACCACAAAGAACCUGAUUGCCUUGAGAGUGUGAAGGACUUAAUCCGUUAUCUCCGUCAUGAGGAUGAAACCAGAGAUAUACGACAACAGCUGGGUACUGCCCAAAUCCUGCAGAAUGAUCUUGUGCCUUUAGUCAUUCAGCAUCACAAUGACAAGCAACUUUUUGAUGCUGUCAUCAGGUUAAUGGUGAACCUCACCCAGCCAGCACUCUUGUGCUUUGGGAAAAUUCCACAAGAUCCUACUUUUCGCCAUCAUUUCCUUCAGGUUGUGUCCUACCUACAGGCUUAUAAAGAGGCCUUUGCAAAUGAAAGACUCUUCGUAGUUUUGAGUGAAAAACUAUAUGAGUUACUACAGAUGGACUGGGAGCAGAGAGAGGAGGAACACAACUUACUCAUUGAAAGGAUUCUUUUAAUAGUCCGAAAUAUCCUUCAUGUACCUGCUGAUCCAGAGGAGGAAAAGAAUGUGGAUGAUGAUGCUAGUGUUCACGACAGAGUAUUAUGGGCAAUCCACAUGAGCGGUAUGGAUGACCUAGUGAAGUUUUUAGCUAGCUCAGAGACAGAGCAGCAAUGGAGCAUGCAUGUACUAGAAACAGUAUCUCUCAUGUUUCGAGAUCAGAAUUCUGAGCAGUUGGCUGCAACUGGUCAAGCCCGAUUUUCAGCUGAAAGAGCGACAGAUAUUAAAGAUUUGGAGAUGCUUCGACAAAGGGAAAUGGCAGAAAAAAAGAGCAGAGUUCUUCAACGUGGCACCAGGCAUUCUCGGUUUGGUGGCUCAUACAUAAUUCAGGGAUUAAAGUCUAUUGGAGAUAAAGAUAUCAUUUAUCACAAGGGGCUUCAUAAUUUUCAGAAUUACACUCAUGACAUUGGAAAGGAAAUUAAGAGAGUCCCAAAGAGAAAGCAGCAAGCCAAAGAUACAGAGACACGGCGUCGUUCUGCUUUAAAUGUCCGUCUCUUCCUAAAGGACUUCUGCAUAGACUUCCUGGAAAACUGCUAUAAUCGACUCAUGUACCUUGUGAAGGAUCACUUAAUUCGUGAGAAGGCUCAGCAGCAUGAUGAAACUUACUACCUUUGGUCUAUGGCUUUUUUCAUGGCCUUCAAUCGUGUAAAUAAUUUUCGUCCAGAGUUUGUAUCUGAAACGGCCAGCAUAAGGACUUUUCAUUUUAUUGAGCAAAACCUCACCAAUUACUAUGAGAUGAUGCUGACAGACAAAAAAGAGGCUACCUCUUGGGCUCGAAGAAUGCAUCUUGCUCUAAAAGCCUAUCAGGAACUUCUUCUGACUGUUAAUGUAAUGGAUCAUUCCAAGGAAGCAUCUGUUCAAGAAAGUAGCAGGGUCAUUAAAAAUAACAUAUUUUACAUGAUGGAAUAUCGGGAGCUUUUUCUUGCACUCUUUCGUAAGUUUGAUGAGACUAAACAACCGCGGUCAUUCCUAAAAGAUCUGGUAGAAACAACACACCUUUUCCUCCGAAUGUUGGAAAAAUUUUGUAAAGGAAAGAGCACAGUUAUGGUGCAGAACCGCAAGGUGAAAAGGAAGAAAAAGAAGAAAACCAGCAGACGUGAGGAAAACACUAGGAGUUCUGAAGAGUUGGAGGAAAUCUGGAAAUCCCUUUCUGAAAAGCUGAAGAGCUGUGCUAUGGGCUCAGAAAGUCUGCCAGAUGAAAUUGUGCCUUUUGAUGCCGCUUCUGAGAUACCUGUUGAGGAGCAAAGAACUGACGCUUUGGUGCGAAUACAGAAUGGUCUUCUGAGCGGUCAGGCCGGAGAGUCGCUUGUUCUGCUUCGUUCUGCAAGAGAAGUGUGGCCAGAGGGGGAUGUAUUUGGAUCUCCAGAGUCUGGUCCCGAGGAAGAGGUUGAGCUCCUUAAGCAAAUUCUACACGCUGAUCUUCCUAGAUCUACUCAAGUAGAUGCAGAUCCAGAUGAUGAAGAGGAGGAGGAGGUUGAAGAAGUAGAAGAGGAGGAGCUUACUUCCGUACAAGUGUCUGAAAGGGAAUUUAACUACUUAGACUACGUGAAACGGUUUGCUAACGCAAAUGUGGUGAAGACCUAUGUUAUACUACUAAAGAACUAUCAGCAUAAUAGCGCGCACACUAACCAUUGUGUGGUGAAAAUGUUACAUCGAAUUGCAUAUGAUCUGAAAAUGGAGGCAUUUCUUUUUCAACUCUCAGUCUUUUGUGUUUUUAAUCGUAUUCUCAGUGAUCCAGCUGCUAGUGCCUACAAGGAGUUAGUAUCUUUAGCAAAGUACAUUCUUAAUAAGUUCUUUGCACUUGCUGCUACAAACAACAAAGCCUAUGUGGAGCUUCUUUUUUGGAAAAAUACCAACCUUAUUAGAGAAAUAACUGAGGGUUACCGAAAACCUGGUGAAGAGGAAAGUGAACCAAGUCAUAGGCGUAUAAAAUGGACGCCACAGGAAGAAGAGGAGCUACAGCGACUGUACUUGCAAUAUAAAGAGGUUGAAGAUGGGGAUGUAAUAGAUAAUAUCUUGGUAAAUCUGAAGCCGGGAACCCGAACUCGGAAGCAAAUUAUCAACCAUCUUGUGCAGAUGGGCCUUGCUGACAGUGUUAAGGAUUUUAAAAAAGAAACUAAAGGAACGCGAAUUGUGAUCUGGACUGAAGACCAAGAGAUGGAACUUCAGAGGCUUUAUGAGGAGUUUCAAGAGACUGAUGAUAUAUUGGGAAAUAUCAUGAAGAAUAUCACAGCUAAACGCUCUAAACCUAGAAUCAUAGAAAAACUAAUAAGCAUGGGGUUGGUGUCUGACCGGAAGGAGCUUUAUAAGAAGAGAAGGAAAAAAGGAAAAUCUUCAGGCAUAUCUGAAGAUGAUUUCCUCAAUGAUCUUGGCAUUGAUGGAAGAGAUGUGGAUAAUGAAGAUGAAGAAGAUAAUUAUGAAAGUGAAGAGGAUGAGGAAGAACACAUGAAGUCAGAACAUAUCCCAAAAGAAAAAACACACAGAAGUGGUGAAUUAUUUGUGGAUAAAAAGAUACAAACUAUUUUACAGAGUUUACAUGAAGAUGGUUUGUCCCAUCCUGUAUUGUGGCUUCAGAACAGUUUGAACCGGACCGCUGAUGACCGAGAAGAGGAUGGCUCCUCUCAGUCAGUUCCGCUUGUUCCUUUAACUGAAGACAAUGAGGAUGCCAUGGAAAGCAAAAUAUUCCAAAAACUUUUGAAAGCUGUGGGCAUUCGUCCUCCAGCAAAUGAACAGGAAUCAUUUUGGCGCAUCCCAGCAAAAUUGGGCCCUGAGCAGCUGAGGAAAUUGGCAUCUUCUCUUGUUCUUUCGUCCCCUGAAGAGGCUAUUGAGACACCCAUAGAAUCUGAUGACCAGGGCCCUUCUAAUUUAGAACAGAGAGCUGAAGCAUUGAGUGCACUUUUACUUGCUCGUAAAAAGAAGGGUACAACAGCAACCUCUAUAGACCCAGAGAAAAUAGAAUCACUGCCGGAUGAUUUGAGUACAUUGCCUGAAAUUCCAAGUAAAAGAUGAACAGCCAAAGAUAUUUGGGACAGCUAGUGAUUCAGAAAAUGAGGAUCUUCAGCCAACCAAGAAGAAACGUCUUCGCAUUGAGGAUGAUGAUGAUGAUGAUUAGUUUCUGCUUCAUCUGAUGAUGAUGAUCAGUGUUUGGCUACCUAAAUGCACACUUAGACCUGGAAUUAUCUUAUUGUCUUAUUUACCCUGAGCAACCAAUCACGACUCUGCUUUCUUUUCUCAAAUUGCUAUGGUAAAAUGAAACCUGAGCUCUGAUUGGUUGCUACAAGCAAUUUAACAGGCAAUUCGAUGUUAAGUCCAUAAGAAUGUAAAUCAGAAGGCCAAGGCUAUUCCAUUCUACCAUUAUCCAGAUAUUUUUCAGAUAUUCACCUUAUUGUGUAAUGGGCACUUGUGUAUUUGGUAGAAACCACAUUCUGGAUGUGUUUAUAAAAUAAAUUAUGGUUGGUUUUUAAAAUAUUUUCUUUAUAUGGCUAAAAUAUACAAACCAUUUGAAGAGUUGGAUUCACCAUUCUGUGGUUUAGAGUUAUGUUUUCUGAACUUGGUUAAAUGCUUAGUAAUUAUGACAAUAAAAUUUGUAUAUGUCAUUGUUUACAGAUCGCUUGCACAUU
Messenger RNA from Hyla sarda, 4860 nucleotides. It is a transcript of the gene TIMELESS, whose product is annotated as timeless circadian regulator. Gene Ontology annotation, molecular function: DNA binding. NCBI's taxonomy places the organism in Eukaryota, Metazoa, Chordata, Amphibia, Anura, Hylidae. Gene Ontology annotation, cellular component: replication fork protection complex. Gene Ontology annotation, biological process: DNA repair; replication fork arrest; DNA replication checkpoint signaling. The record is from RefSeq and is a predicted model, not a curated record.